UGCUGCAAGGAAGAAUUGGGCGCCCAGAGAACCCAUUCCGUGUGGCCCUGGAGUAUAUCUCAAGUGGAAACCGAAGCUUGUCUGCAGUGGACUUCUUUGCCCUCAAGAACUGCAGUGAAGGAACACCCCCGGGCUCCAAGAUGGCGCUGCAGAGUUCCUUCACUUGUUGGGAUGGAACCGUCCUCCGGCUCGGGCAGGCCUGUGACUUCCACCGGGACUGCGCCCAGGGAGAAGAUGAGGGCCACCUGUGCAGUAAACUUCCUGCUGGUUUUUACUGCAACUUUGAGAAUGGCUUCUGUGGCUGGACCCAAGAUACACUCUCACCCCAUGCACCACAGUGGCAGAUCAGGACCCCAAAGGAUGUCCAGUUCCAGGAUCACAAAGGCCAUGCCCUUUUGCUCAGCACCACUGAUGUCCCCACUUUCAAAAGUGCUACAGUGACCAGUGCUACGUUUCCUGCACCAAUGAAGAACUCUCCAUGUGAGCUCCGAAUGUCCUGGCUUAUCCGCGGAGUCUUGAGAGGAAACGUGUCCUUGGUGCUGGUGGAAAACAAAACUGGGAAGGAGCAAAGCCGGAUGGUCUGGAAUGUUGCCACCAAUGAAGGCCUGAGCCUGUGGCAGUGGACGGUGUUGCCUCUCCUGGAUGUGUCUGACAGGUUCUGGCUGCAGAUGGUCGCAUGGUGGGGACAAGGAUCCAGAGCCACCGUGGCUUUUGACAAUAUCUCCAUCAGCCUGGACUGCUACCUCACCAUCAGUGGGGAGGACAAGAUGCUACAGAAUGCGGCACCCAAGUCAAGAAAUUUGUUUGAGAGAAAUUCACUUAAGGAAACAAAAUCCUGGGAUAAUAUAUCAAGACAGAACCCCAUCUUUGACCCUACAGUUCACUGGCUGUUCACCACAUGUGGGGCCAGCGGGCCCCAUGGUCCCACGCAGGCCCAGUGCAACAACGCCUACCAGAACUCCAACCUGAGCGUGGUGGUGGGCAGCGAGGGCCCCCUGAAGGGCAUUCAGAUCUGGAAGGUGCCAGCCACCAACACCUACAGCAUCUCAGGCUACGGAGCGGCCGGCGGGAAAGGUGGGAAGAACACCAUGAUGCGAUCCCAUGGCGUGUCCGUGCUGGGCAUCUUCAACCUGGAGAAGGACGACACGCUGUACAUCUUGGUUGGGCAACAGGGGCAAGAUGCCUGCCCCAGCACAAACCAGUUAAUCCAGAAAGUCUGCAUUGGAGAGAAUAACGUGAUAGAAGAGGAAAUCCGCGUGAACAGAAGCGUGCACGAAUGGGCAGGAGGAGGAGGAGGUGGGGGUGGAGCCACCUACGUGUUUAAGAUGAAGGAUGGAUUGCCCGUGCCCCUGAUCAUUGCAGCUGGUGGUGGCGGCAGGGCCUACGGGGCCAAGACAGAGACGUUCCACUCUGAGAAACUGGAGAAUAACUCCUCAGUUCUCGGCCUGAACGGCAAUUCCGGAGCCGCAGGUGGCAAUGCAGCCUCAAACAAUGACCCUGAGAUGGAUGGGGAAGAUGGGGUUUCCUUCAUCAGUCCACUUGGCAUCCUGUACACCCCGGCUUUAAAAGUGAUGGAGGGCCAUGGGGAAGUGAAUAUUAAGCAUUACCUAAACUGCAGUCACUGUGAGGUAGACGAAUGUCACAUGGACCCUGAGAGCCACAAGGUCAUCUGCUUCUGUGACCACGGGACGGUGCUGGCUGAGGACGGUGUCUCCUGCAUUGUGUCGCCCACCCCGGAGCCCCACCUGCCACUCUCGCUGAUCCUGUCCGUCGUCACCUCUGCCCUCGUGGCUGCCCUUGUCUUGGCUUUCUCCGGCAUCAUGAUUGUGUACCGCCGGAAGCACCAGGAGCUGCAAGCCAUGCAGAUGGAGCUGCAGAGCCCUGAGUACAAGCUGAGCAAGCUCCGCACCUCAACCAUCAUGACUGACUACAACCCCAACUAUUGCUUUGCUGGCAAGACCUCUUCCAUCAGUGACCUGAAGGAGGUGCCCCGGAAAAACAUCACCCUUAUUCGGGGUCUGGGCCAUGGCGCAUUUGGGGAGGUAUAUGAAGGCCAGGUAUCCGGAAUGCCCAAUGACCCAAGCCCCCUGCAAGUGGCUGUAAAGACGCUGCCUGAGGUGUGUUCAGAACAGGACGAACUGGAUUUCCUCAUGGAAGCCCUGAUCAUCAGCAAAUUCAACCACCAGAACAUCGUGCGCUGCAUCGGGGUGAGUCUGCAAGCCCUGCCACGGUUCAUCCUGCUGGAGCUCAUGGCAGGAGGAGACCUCAAGUCCUUCCUCCGAGAAACCCGCCCUCGUCCAAACCAGCCCUCCUCCCUGGCCAUGCUGGACCUUCUGCAUGUGGCUCGGGACAUCGCCUGUGGCUGUCAGUAUUUGGAGGAAAACCACUUCAUCCACCGUGACAUUGCUGCCAGGAACUGCCUCUUGACCUGUCCAGGUCCUGGAAGAGUGGCUAAGAUUGGGGACUUCGGGAUGGCCCGAGACAUCUACAGAGCGAGUUACUACAGAAAGGGAGGAUGUGCCAUGCUUCCAGUGAAAUGGAUGCCCCCAGAGGCCUUCAUGGAAGGAAUAUUUACUUCCAAAACAGACACCUGGUCCUUUGGCGUGCUGCUGUGGGAGAUCUUCUCUCUGGGGUACAUGCCGUACCCCAGCAAAAGCAACCAGGAGGUUUUGGAGUUCGUCACCAGUGGAGGACGGAUGGACCCACCCAAGAACUGCCCCGGGCCCGUAUACCGGAUAAUGACGCAGUGCUGGCAACACCAGCCUGAAGACAGGCCCAACUUCGCCAUCAUUUUGGAGAGGAUUGAAUACUGCACCCAGGACCCGGAUGUGAUCAACACGGCUCUGCCGGUAGAAUACGGUCCACUGAUAGAAGAGGAAGAGAAGGUGCCCAUGCGGCCCAAGGACCCGGAGGGCAUCCCUCCUCUCCUGGUCUCUCCGCAGCAGGCCAAGCGGGAGGAGGAGCGCAAGGCGGCGCCCCCUCCGCUGCCGGCCCCGUGCUCGGGCAAAGCCGCGAAGAAGCCAGCGGCGGUGUUCUCCGCCCGAGCCCCGCCGGGCCUGCCCGCCGAGGGGGGACACGUUAACAUGGCGUUCUCGCAGUCCAACCCGCCGUCGGAGCUGCACAAGGUCCAGGGCUCCAGGAACAAGCCGACCAGCUUGUGGAACCCGACGUACGGCUCGUGGUUCACAGAGAAGCCCGCCAGCAAGGACCGUCCUCCCGCGAGGAAGGAGCACCGCGACCGCGGAGGCUGCCCCGUCCCGCCCAGCGCGGCCGCGGCGCCGGGGAGGCUGCCCGGGGCCUCCCUGCUCCUGGAGCCCUCCUCGCUGACUGCCUCCGUGAAGGAGGUGCCCCUGUUCAGGCUGCGUCACUUCCCUUGUGGCACUGUCAACUACGGCUACCAGCAGCAGGGCUUACCGCUGGAGGCCACCGCGGCCCCGGGGACUGGGCUCCACGAGGACUCCAUUCUAAAAACCAAGAGCAGCGUCGGCCAUGCUGGGCCCUGAGCCCACACCCGCUCUCCUCCCUGGGAGCCCCGAGCCCGCAGGAGCCAGAGGAGGCCGCACCCCGAGACCGACCGUCACGUUCCAUGUCGUGCCAACUUGUUUUGAAGUGCCACAUGAAAGCUGUGUUUUCCAAACGCUUUAGAAAGGUUUCGAGCAUGGGUUCAUCUUUUUCUUUCCGAAGAAGAAAGUAUCAUCCAACGAGUGACAAAUACAAGGCCCCGACGUGGCUGCCAAGGGUUCUGUGCAUGGAUGUUGUGUACCUCCUUCCGCUUCCACUCUGUGCGCCCCCCAGCGUAGCCGGCUGCUUAGUGUCUCGUAGUUGCCGUCAUAGUCUCCUUUCCCUGUCGGUGUGGACACGGCCCGUUUGAGGGGAGAGGGAGCAGAAAUAAAGGAGUUUGUCAGGACUCGGCAUGGGGAAACACAUCCUUCACUUGGAAAAGAAAACUCACAGCCACUGACACGCCGCUGUAGGUGCCGAUUAGAGGCUUGCGCUUGUGCUCGUUCCCCGCCGAUUGUACAACAUUGUGAAUAGUUGCCGUCAUACCGGAAAGUAGGUAUAUGCUCAUCUACCCGAAAAACACACAUUUCGAGUGCUUUGAGUUUGAGGAAACACCAGAGCAGAUCCAGAGAGCUCCACAUCCUAUUAAUAUACCUCAUGCCUUAAGAAAAUCUUCCUGCUACAAGUGGAAAACUGAGUGUGAGGUUUCCUACUGGAUUUAAAACUAAAGGUUUAAAUUAAAUGACACAUUUUAAAACUUUCCACUAAUUAAACUCUGGUCAUUUCAAAACAGUCUAGGCAGCAGAGAUACAUCAAAGCAUAGGAACAUACCCACUUGUGGGCGCGCGGGUUGGUUGUCUUAGGCCAAGACCUCCUAUCACCCUAAAUCAUGACGCCUGUACCCACGGACGUUCUCACAGGGUCAGCGGUGGCCGGACGCGGAGCCAUGGGCCCUCAGGUGUCCUAAGGAGAGGGGUAGCAGUACCUGCCUUCCACUGAUCACCUGAGCUUUUCCUCUCUCAAUCUCAUGACACGAGCAUGUCGAGAACACGACUGUGCUGACGCCUAAGUAGCAUCAUGUGUAGAGCUGUCAAAUGAGAUUGUAAACAAAGAAUGUUUCUGGGUCAGCCAGUGGCACGGUGGAUAAGGCAGCUGGAGCUCACAUAGCCACUGCACGGUUCAAGUCCCAGACCCAGCAGCUUGAGAAAUUGUGCCAGGCAUAUAUGUGUGUGUUGGCCCAAAAUCCCAAAAAGAGCUGGACAGAGCAGGGGUUGCUGCAUAGCCGUCCCCCAUAUGGUAAUUUCUUCUCCCCACCUCCCAUCUCUCUCUGGUGAGUGUACAUUCUUACAAAAUGUUUCUAAAACUUUAAAGAAUGCUUCCUCUGGGUGGCCAUGAGGAGAGGAAUCGAGGAGCACUUGAGUUGAGGUUGACACUGACA
Tupaia belangeri chinensis (Chinese tree shrew) is the source of this 4939-nucleotide messenger RNA. RefSeq names its product ALK receptor tyrosine kinase (gene ALK). Gene Ontology annotation, molecular function: transmembrane receptor protein tyrosine kinase activity; protein binding; ATP binding. Gene Ontology annotation, cellular component: signaling receptor complex; plasma membrane. The record is from RefSeq and is a predicted model, not a curated record. Lineage: Eukaryota; Metazoa; Chordata; Mammalia; Scandentia; Tupaiidae. Gene Ontology annotation, biological process: multicellular organism development; positive regulation of kinase activity; regulation of neuron differentiation.